UUUUAUACGGAUACUGCCAGGAGAUAGAGUCAAAAUUGAAGUAAGUCGUUAUGAUUCAACCAGAGGUCGUAUAAUUUAUCGACUCCGAAACAAAGAUUCGAAAGAUUAGGUGUUUUUUCAACUUCACUAUUUAUUUCGUAGGAAUACGAUUCAAAAUAGAAAAUUUCAAGAAACUUAUUUUCUUCCAAAAAGUGGAUUCAAAAUUAAAGUAAGGAGUGGGAAAUAUGAAAAUAAGAGCUUCUGUUCGUAAAAUUUGUGAAAAAUGUCGACUAAUCUGUCGUCGGAGACGAAUUAGAGUAAUUUGUUCCAACCCAAGACAUAAACAAAGACAAGGAUAAUUAGCCUUGUUAAAGACCCGAUAUAAAAAUAAGAAGGGGGUCUGUUUUGACAUGAAAUGGAUAUAUCCAUAUAUCUCUGACUCAAAUUUAUGAGAUAAUAAAAUAUGGCAAAAGCUAUACCGAAAAAAGGUUCACGUGGACGUAUUGGUUCACGUAAGAGUACACGUAAAAUACCAAAGGGGGUUAUUCAUAUUCAAGCAAGUUUCAAUAAUACCAUUGCGACUGUUACAGAUGUACGGGGGCGAGUGGUUUCUUGGUCCUCUGCCGGUACUUCUGGCUUCCGAGGUACAAAAAGAGGGACGCCAUUUGCUGCUCAAACCGCAGCAAGACAUGCUAUUCGUGCAGUAGUAGAUCAAGGUAUGCAACGAGCAGAAGUCAUGAUUAAAGGUCCCAGUCUCGGAAUAGACGCAACAUUACAAGCUAUUCGCAGAAGUGGUAUACAAUUAACUUUCGUACGGGAUGUAACCCCUAUGCCACAUAAUGGUUGUAGACUCCCGAAAAAAAGACGUGUGUAGAAAUAAAAAUUGAAGAUAUUUAAAUAGCAAGAGAAACAAAGGAAGAUAAACAAGAGAAAUAAAUGAUUCAAUGAUCUGAUCAAAUAAUAUUAUUAUGGUUCGAGAGAAAAUAACAGUAUCUACUCGGACACUACAGUAGAAGUGUGUUGAAUCAGCAGCAGACAGUAAGCGUCUUCUUUAUGGGUGCUUUAUUCUGUCUCCGCUUAUGAAAGGUCAAGCAGACACAAUAAGCAUUGUUAUGCGAAGAGCUUUGCUUGGUGAAAUCGAAGGAACAUGUAUCACACGCGCAAAAUCUGAGAAAAUAUCACAUAAAUAUUCUACCAUAAUGGGUAUUCAAGAAUCAGUACAUGAAAUUUUAAUGAAUUUAAAAGAAAUCGUAUUGAGAAGUAAUCUCUAUGGAACUUGUGAGGCGUCUAUUUGUGUCAGG
This is a messenger RNA of Lactuca sativa (garden lettuce), 1280 nucleotides long. NCBI's taxonomy places the organism in Eukaryota, Viridiplantae, Streptophyta, Magnoliopsida, Asterales, Asteraceae. The record is from RefSeq and is a predicted model, not a curated record.